AUGAAGUUUCGAUUGUUGCCGGUUGUAGCCGUGCUACCAGGCAUGUCCAAGCUUGAUUGGGCGGGCAACUGGUUCCCACGAGCGACCGAGGGUGAUGGGGAUGCCAGUGACUUGGAAGAUGAGUCGGAGCCCGAUGCACAAGGUGCAGAAGCUGAUUCCGAGGAUGAGCAGAUGAUGGCGGAAGUAGCUGUGCAUCAGGUCGCAAAGGCUGCGCCUAUGGCCAUGCCGGAGUGCAUAGCCUUUAGGCACUGGAUGAGUGGAGUUGUGCACUUGAGCCCUGUUGUGACUUCAGAUGACGAUGGGGAGGCAUGCGUGUUCAAGUGUGGGAGGAGGCAUGCCCUGUUUGUGCAGCUUGGGAAGGCCCAAGCUCUCGUGAGGCAAAGGUGCACGCGCAUUGGCGUCCCGGAAGCCGUUGUGAAGAAGCUUGCUACCCAUGGGUGGAACACUUAUGCUACCUUUGGCUUCUGCAUCCAGAAUCAUGCUGAUGACAAGUCGUUCGAGUCACAGGUCAUAGGACCCGUGUUGGGUACCGACCCAGCUGUGGUCGCCCACGCUGCGAAGUUGCGUAGGUUGUUCAUGGAGUCCUACACUGUGUCUGCGGGUGAAAUCAAGAGACAGGCUGAGGCGUCGGAACAGGAUGCACCGCGGAAGUUGCCACCGCAAGAGAUGGCAGCCCGAAUCGAGCUGUUGGCAGCGAAGAUUGCUCCCUUGAAUAUUCAGGAUCGCCUUGAGCCAUCCCAGAACUUGGUUAGUUUGGCGUGCCAGAUGUUGGAUGAGGGUCGUGUUAGGUACAUCUCUUGGGCGCAGUGCACCACAAGGUCGCAGGAGAUCAACGCUGUCAAGGAGAUCAAUAACCUUAAGAUUUGGCAGCCAGCCAAGGAUGGUGUCAUCAAGGAGACGCGUGUGGAGCCAGGCAUGACAGCGGCAGUGGCUACGGAGCUUGAGGUUCACCAGGCGCUGCGUCGUAGAGGCAUUGCUUAUGCUGUGGCACAGGUGAUGUCCUUUGCCCGUCAUGAAGAACUGAUAGCCCUCUUGUUUGAUGAGUUGCAACGCGAGGCAAAGGCUGGUUUCCACCCCGUGUCACUGGCUCAGCUUGCGCAGGCGGACAGAGAGAUUCACGUUCGGUUGGGCGAGGCAACCAGGGCAAACGGACCUGGUGGUGAGCUCCCACUUGAUGUUCCGUUGACCCGUGUCUUGCAGAGCCCGGCGGUCAUGUGGUUACUCAUGCCUCGACUCAAGCAAGGGUCAGCGCCAGCAACCGAGGAGCCGGAGGCGGCUGAGACGCCCAAGAAGAAGACUCGCAAGAACAAGAAGAAAGACCCGAAAAAGGAGGCGGAUGUUGAGACACCGCCUGCCAAGAAGCGUCGAGUUCCCAUGCCAAAGGCGCUGAUUGGAGGCACGCCCGAGGAUCCUGAGAGAAACUCGCUGUGUUUCGGGUUCUCGUUGAAGACCUGUAAGGUGCAUGGACCGAAGUGCGACAAAGGUCUGCACAGGUGUUGCUUCUGCUAUGGGCAUCAUCCUGGUGUCGAGUGCAGAAGCAAGAAGGCGUGA
Molecule: messenger RNA, 1551 nt
Organism: Symbiodinium natans
Lineage: Eukaryota; Dinophyceae; Suessiales; Symbiodiniaceae
Source: the annotation of a GenBank genome assembly